This is a messenger RNA of Emiliania huxleyi CCMP1516, 693 nucleotides long. RefSeq lists its product as hypothetical. The transcript is spliced from 3 exons. Gene Ontology annotation, cellular component: ribonucleoprotein granule; mitochondrial matrix. Gene Ontology annotation, molecular function: RNA binding. Gene Ontology annotation, biological process: mitochondrial RNA processing; regulation of mitochondrial mRNA stability. NCBI's taxonomy places the organism in Eukaryota, Haptophyta, Isochrysidales, Noelaerhabdaceae. The record is from RefSeq and is a predicted model, not a curated record. Bases 1 to 693 code for a protein of 230 amino acids.
AUGCGUGGUGCGGGAUCGCGCGACGAGAGGCACACCUCUGCUGCCGGUGGUCAGCUCAAUGCUAAGCAGCUCAGCAGCCACAUCUCAGAUGCCAGCGGCGCCGACGCACUGCUCACGCUCUUUGCUGCCCACAGCGCGAGCUUGGACCACAUCCACGCUGCGAACCUGUGGAACAAACUGGGCAAGCAGCGCAUCGAGCGGCGGCACGAGGGGCAGCUUGAGCAGCUGCUGCACCAGUGGCAGCUCUGGCUCUCUCUGGAACGCGGGGUAGACGGGCAGCAGCAUCUCCUCUCCGAGUCUCAGCGCAAGCUCUGCUGCGACGCCAUGCAAGGCACCGAAGUUACGAUCUCGCGCUUGCAGCGCUCCGUUGCAGCUGCCCUCGCCUCCGUCCAUUCUGGCUUCGAGAAAGAGCACCUCGAGCCGCGCACCGGCUACUCGCUCGACCUGGCGCUGCCCUCGUCACGCGUCGCGAUCGAGGUGGACGGCCCCUCUCACUUCAUGCUGCCCGACGGCAGGGGCGUGCGCAGACCCAAUGGGCCAACGCUGCUCAAGCGGCGCCUCCUCGCGGCGGCUGGCUGGAGGUUGAUCAGCGUUCCAUUCUACGAGUGGGACGGCGUUGCGACAGCCAAUGGGCAGCAGACCUAUCUGGAGAGGGCGGUCGCCCCGCUGUUGGGCUCCAGUACUUACUUUUAG